Molecule: messenger RNA, 1000 nt
Organism: Vidua macroura (Pin-tailed whydah)
Lineage: Eukaryota; Metazoa; Chordata; Aves; Passeriformes; Viduidae
Gene: CAPZA3
Product: capping actin protein of muscle Z-line subunit alpha 3
Biological process (GO): barbed-end actin filament capping; actin cytoskeleton organization
Cellular component (GO): F-actin capping protein complex; actin cortical patch
Molecular function (GO): actin filament binding
Source: RefSeq, a predicted model, not a curated record
AUGGCGGCUGCGCCCCAGCCCCCUCACUGCAGCGGCAUUGCCAGCCCCUCGCUUGGGCUCACAGUGGGCUCCUCAUGCCCCUGCGCGCUGUUCGGGCGGCGUGGAACGCUCGCCCCCAUCCUUCCAGUGUCGCUGCAGUGCCGCUCUGGUGAUGCCUUCUGCAGCCAACCGUGCCAGCGUCCCCCUGGGCACUUUGAGCUUGUCCGAGGCCUCUCUGCUCUGGGGCGAGGUGACAAGCUGGUGAGGCAGGAGGUCACCACAACAUCUUCCCCCACAAAACCAGGAGCACUGUGCUACCAACCCACUGCUGCAGCGUGGGGGGAGCCCCUUCUUUGGGCCUUGGGGAACCAGCCGGCUCCACGGCACGGGGUGAUGGUGGAUGUUGGGGAACGCCCCAAAGGGCUGGAAAGCCACUCCAAAUGGCUAGGAGGCAGCCCAAAAGGGCUAGGAGGCCACUCAAGCUCUCACUUCAGUGCAGGAAACUGUUGUGCCCUCAAAACCAGCCCAGGCAAGCAGCUGUCCAUGUCCUGCUUUGACGCACACCAGAAUCAGCCUUCAAAUCAUUGGGACAACCUUUGGAAAUCAGGCUGGACUUUCACCCUGACUCAUUUCCCAUUUCGCACUCAUUUUACAGGGAUUCUUCUCCAGGCAAACUGCUUCAAAGUUGCCAGCUUCCAUGUAGCUGUCAGCAACCUGAGUGAGACUCUAAAUGUGACAGACCAAAGGCAGCUUGCCACAGGUUUUAUGAAACUUGUGAAAGCUGAGGACACCAAGUUUUGUGUUGACAUUCUGGAAAACAUUCAGGUUUUGUCAGACGAUAUAUGGGGGGAAAAUCUGUCAAAAUUCCCUGCUACUCACGCUUUUAUGAACUGGAAUAAACUAUUCCAGUAUUCAGAUCAGCAUCUGAACACCAAGGUCUCCAAAGCUGAAGUGCCUCAAUGCUUACUGAACUACCAUCUCUGUCUGAUAUGAUGGCCUAAAUAAAAAACAGGAGGACAAG